AGCCCUCCCUGGAAGGCCGACUCACUAUCGACACUGUGACGAUAUAAACUCUUCCGAACACCUUAGCAUCCUCCAACGCGCUCAAUCCUGCCAAUAUGCCAGGCAACGUAAAUAUGCCACCACCCGUUACCAGCAAGAAAAUCGAUAUUGAUGUUGUCUUACUUCAAGACUGCACCGAAAGUCAGCAGCCUUACAUCGACACUGUGCGCAAAUAUGUCAAGGACGCCAUCCCCAUGAUCAAAGCACAGGCCAAUCUGAAUGGCGGUCGAGCCCGCUACCGUGUCAUCGCCUUUCGCGAUCAUAAGGAACAAGGUUGUGACUGGCUUAUAAAAACGCACGAUUUCACCGAUGAUCCGGCUGUCGUGGCCAACCAACUAGCAAGCCUCGUUGCGUCUGGAGGUGGUGACGGACCGGAAGCACAGUUUGACGGACUAGAUGCAGCACGUCGCUCGCCUUGGAGGCAAACGGCGAAGAGGAUUGUCAUCCUCAUCACUGACUCUCCCCCGCACGGUAUCGGUGAACCCGGCGACAGUGUCCCUAGAGAUCACCCUGAAGCUCUAACCCACGAAGCUAUCCUCAAAACUUACAAUAAAACGAACAUUCAGCUUAGCGUGCUGGCGUGUGUCCCUGAGAUUACAUACUAUGAGAAAGCCGAGGCAUUCUACCAAGAUCUAACCAAGAAGACUGGUGGACUGUACGUCCCUCUCCCGGACCCUGAAUACAAUCCCGAGCCGAUGAAACUCGCCAUAGUGGGCUGCGUCCUUCAUUCGACUGACAGUCUCCGCACGACGGACCGAUGGGCAGAAUGGAUUAUAGAGCAUUCUGAUCGAGGCCACGAUGCGCUUGUCAACGACAUUCAUGCACAGCUCACUCACGAGGGCGAGAAGUGUCAUAAAGUCACCUGUACUGAGCAUCGCGGCACAAACGAUGUCCACUAUAAACUUGUCGAUGUUAAUCGUGAUCAUGUGGACGCUAUUGUUGGCAAGGCACUGCGGCUCAAGGCGGACAUGAAGGCGAAUCCUCAUAUGUAUGACGAACACUAAGAGUAAAGACUAAGGUGAUCAACUCAGCCGCUUGACAUUGAAGUGAUGAAGUUUCUGUUGGGGUUGAACUCGAAUACGAAUUCAGUCGUCAGUACGCUAUGACUGCCUCUUAAAUUCCAUGUCAUACACGCAAUAUCAGUGGAGUGCCUAAGUUGUUA
Molecule: messenger RNA, 1201 nt
Organism: Laccaria bicolor S238N-H82
Lineage: Eukaryota; Fungi; Basidiomycota; Agaricomycetes; Agaricales; Hydnangiaceae
Exons: 8
Coding region: 96-1043 (315 amino acids)
Biological process (GO): peptidyl-threonine phosphorylation
Cellular component (GO): cytoplasm
Molecular function (GO): protein serine/threonine kinase activity
Source: RefSeq, a predicted model, not a curated record